Molecule: messenger RNA, 1406 nt
Organism: Xyrauchen texanus (razorback sucker)
Lineage: Eukaryota; Metazoa; Chordata; Actinopteri; Cypriniformes; Catostomidae
Gene: lrrc10
Product: leucine rich repeat containing 10
Exons: 2
Coding region: 55-882 (275 amino acids)
Molecular function (GO): protein binding
Source: RefSeq, a predicted model, not a curated record
GGAUACGUUGAUACUAGAAGAAGCUUUGCGUUUUCUACAGCCUGUAGACCAUGAAUGUGGAUCUGGAGGAUGGGAAAUGUUGUGCGGGGUGCUGUGGCCUUUGCCCCCUCAGAGCGAUGUCAACGAUUUUUAGUAGGGGACUUGAAAGAGAUGCCCCUUGAUCGUACACUUGACCUGAGCAGCCGUCAGUUACGUCGCCUUCCAAUCAGAGCUUCUGCCUUCAGUGAGCUAGUCAAACUCUACCUGAGUGACAACCAUCUUAACAAUUUACCAUCAGAGCUGCGAAAACUGCAAAAGCUACAGCUCCUUGCUCUGGACUUCAACUGUUUUGAGGAGCUGCCUCUGGUAGUCUGCAGCCUCUUACAGCUUAACAUUCUCUAUCUCGGCAAUAACCGACUUUAUGGGCUUCCCAGGGAGCUAUGCAAACUUACUGAGCUUAAAACGUUGUGGCUAGAGACCAAUAGCUUCACCAAGUUCCCUCGAGUAGUAUGUGAGCUUCCCAAUAUCAAAACCCUCCAUUUGGGCUACAAUCAGCUACGUAACUUACCCUCAGAACUUAGUCGACUUGAGGAGCUACGUAGCAUCUGGCUAGCGGGGAACAUGCUAAAUCAGUUCCCAACUGUGCUACUGAAGAUGCAUUACUUGGAAGUGAUUGAUGUGGACAGAAAUCGUAUUUGCCAUUUUCCAUCGCUUACACAUUUAAAAGGGCUGAAGCUUGUAAUCUACGACCACAAUCCUUGUGUUAAUGCACCCCUUGUGGGUGAGGGCGUGCGACGGGUAGGCCGCUGGGCAGAUAGCUCUGAUGAUGAGGAAGAUGAUAAUGAAGGAAAGGUUGCCAAAGUAGGCAUGAAGGUGCAGGGAUUCCUGGAAGAGAAUGAGUGAAGAAAACGCAAUAUUGCAAAAGACAUUGCAGACAGAAGGAAUAUUCUGGGUUAAAUACAAGUAAAGCCCAAUCAAAAGCAUUUUUCGCAUUCUUGGGACUUCUAAACAAUCUUGGUUACAGUGCUGCACUUACAAUGGAAGUGAAUGGAGCCAAACGUUAAAAUACACAUUGUUAUAAAAGUAUAGCCACAAGAUGUAAACAAAAUGCAUGUUAAAAUUAUUUUAGUCUGAAACUCGCUUAUUAACCUUUUUUGUGUAAAGUUAUAUCCAAUUUGACAUUUUCUUUGCCAUGACGACUUAACGCUGUAAAGCCUAAAUCGACUGAAAAAUUACUAUUUAAACAAAUUUACAGCUCAAAUAAUUCACAAGUUGUAACAGAAGAAUUAUUGUAAGUGAUUUAUAAGCUUAACUUGUCUUAAAGUCAAAAAUUUACCCCAUUCACUUUCAUUGUAAGUGCCUUUUAUUUUAAAGAAAAGGAUGAGUCUAAAUAAUUUUUUGUGGCAUUAACAUUAUGCCACAAAUGC